GGAACAGAAGAGACCUCUUGUAAAGGUGAACGACAUGUUGGAUCCGCUCCCCGAGGAUCAGGCUCUCAAACCCAUCGAGGAGAUCGUUCGUGGGUAUUGCGAGAAAUAUCCGAACGUGAUCAUCCAGGAUUACUUUGAGGACGGAUACCUAUCACCACGUCACCAGAAUCCGGGCCCUGGAGUCGGUGAGACUCAGAGCUGGGUGCAGUACCUCCACGACCCGGUCAAUUAAAGGCGAGUGGUUGUAUUGCCGUGGUUAUUUCUCUGCGUGCUCUAUUUUGUACAGUAGUCCGCCAUUGACAGUGGCUUUCAUUUGUUUGUACCCGGUGUUAUUGGACCAGUCUACCCAGAUGUGUUGAUUGUUGGCAAGUCUGAACAUGGAAAGCCAGAAGUUUUCGAGCAGCAUUAAAUGUAACCAAGAAUGAACUGAUUUCAUCUUGGCUGUAGUUGAUUCCCCGCAGUCUCCAACUCUGACUCACCAGAUGAAAUUUAUCGACCCCAAGCUCAACACUUCUUCAACACUACUGGAAGUUUCAACCAUGCAAUCCCAUCUAGCCAGUACCGAGACAAUCCAUUUCGAAAUGGUCGCAAACACCAGCGCCACCGAGCUGCGCGCCCGACACCCAGAAACACAAACACAACCAGAACCAGAAUCCACAGCAGCAACACCAUACGAAACCAGCACAGAACCAAAAUGGGACACAAAAGAAGGCUGGCCCGUCGUAGCCGCCGGCUCGGCAAUAUUCUUCGUCUUCCUAGGCCUCAUCUAUUCCUACGGGAUCGUGCAGCUGCACCUAGCAGAGUCUCAUCUCGCAAGCGUAUCAACACUGUCUUUCAUCGGAUCCGUCGGCGCCGCGAUCUCUCCAUUAACUGGGACGCUUGUUGCUCGUGUUAUCAGGGCAGUCGGGUACAGAUAUACUGCUUUUCUUGGUGGGAUAUUUCUCGGCUUGGGCGAGUUCACGGCGGGGUGGGCGACUAAGUCUGUCCCUGCGAUGUUUGUCACGCAAGGGUUUUUAUUUGGUGUUGGGUCUGCUUUGCUUUUCCUGCCCGCAGCAACGGCCCCAUCGCUAUGGUUCAAGAAACGGCGCGGACUCGCAACGGGUGUCGUCUACGGCGGUGCAGGAAUCGGCUCUGCUAUUAUUGCACUUACGCUGGAGAAACUCAUUAGCGCGACAGGUCUCGAAACGGCAUUGAAGAUUCUCGGCGGAGCGUCGUGGGCUAUCUGUCUCCCGGCGGCAUAUUUCCUCAAGGCGCCGGCGGGAAGGGAACGCGCGGUUGCGACUAUGAAGUGGUCCCUGUUCCGCAGCCUCAAGUUCCUCAUCAUGCUGGCCAUGGGUACAAUCGCUACAUUUCCGCUGUUUGUACCUCCAUUUUUGCUGCCACUGUACAUAACCUCCGUCGGCCUCUCCAGCCAAACAGCCGCAUUCAUUCUUGCAGCCUGGAAUCUUGCCUCCGCUCUGGGUCGUAUUGGAAUGGGAUUCGGCGCGGACACUGUCCUCGGCCCAUUGAAUAGCAUGUUCGCCUCGUUGAUGGUAAUCGGGAUCACGGCGAUGGCGCUGUGGCCGUUUGCGAAUUCCUUGGGCCUGCUCAUCUUCUUUGCGAUCCUGAAUGGUGUUGGUUCGGGGGGUUUCUUCAGUCUCAUGCCGGUGGUUGUGGGCGCGGUGUUUGGGGAUGGCGAGUUGGCUAGUGUUAUGUCGGUUUUGACGACGAGUUGGACAUUUGGAUAUUUCUUGGGCUCGCCGAUUGCCGGAUAUCUACUCGAAGCGUAUGGUGGUGCUGAAGCAGGGCUUGUGGCUUUUCGGCCUGCGUUCUUCUAUGCUGGGUCUUUGACGCUGGCGAGUGCAGGCCUGAUUUUGGCUGUUCGGUUGAUGAUGAACAGGAAGAUAUUCACGAGGCUAUAGUCUCGCACGAAGAUUGAGCUGCGUGAGCGGAUAAAGAAGACAAUAGAAGACAGCAUCCUACGUCGUAACGGCUAAUAUGGAUAAAGAAAGAUAGUGAGUAUAUAAAAACCGAAGCCAAAUACUUGCGAAGAAAAUGUUUGUUUACUACCUUUUAAAUCUGUAUAGUGGUCACCUAAGUAUCCACCCGUAGCAGAAGGUCAGCCACAGAGGAGGAUAACAUCAAUCACUUGGGACCCUAAAUCAACUCCCUCAAUUUACC
Molecule: messenger RNA, 2160 nt
Organism: Aspergillus versicolor CBS 583.65
Lineage: Eukaryota; Fungi; Ascomycota; Eurotiomycetes; Eurotiales; Aspergillaceae
Exons: 4
Coding region: 483-1901 (472 amino acids)
Biological process (GO): transmembrane transport
Cellular component (GO): fungal-type vacuole membrane
Molecular function (GO): transmembrane transporter activity
Source: RefSeq, a predicted model, not a curated record